AACGGUUUUUUCUUUCCAAAACCUCUAAAACGCCAACCUUCUCUCUCUCUCUCUCUCUCUCUCUCCAUAAUCACUGGUUUAUUGUUUUCAUUUUCUCUGUUGAAUUUAGGGCUUUGUUGUGAUUCGAAGGAGCUUCUGAUCGUGUGGAAAAUGGCGUCUCAGGCGCAGGUCGAAAAAAUGGAGGAACGUCAGAACUAUCGGAACCUCUGGCACAUCGAUCUCACCAACUCCAUUGCCGCCGAUCCUGCCUAUUGCUGUUUCUCGGCGCUCUGUGCUCCCUGUGUAUCGUACUUGCUCCGCAAACGAGCUCUUUACGAUGACAUGUCAAGGUACACAUGCUGUGGUGGCUAUAUGCCUUGUAGUGGGAAGUGUGGAGAAAGUAAAUGCCCUGAAUUUUGUCUUUGCACUGAGGUUUUUCUUUGCUUUGCAAAUUCAGUUGCAUCAACACGUUUCAUGUUGCAAGAUGAGUUCAACAUACAGACCACACCGUGUGAUAACUGCAUUAUUGGAUUCAUGCUCUGCCUCCAACAAUUGGCCUGUAUAUUUUCCCUAGUUGCUUGUAUUACCGGCAUUGAUGAACUUCAAGAGGCUUCUCAGAUACUGUCCUGCUUCUCGGAUUUGGUUUAUUGCACGGUUUGUGCUUGUAUGCAGACACAGCACAAGGUUGAAAUGGACAAAAGAGAUGGCAAGUUUGGACCACCACCAGUGAUGGCGGUGCCUCCAGCUCAACAUAUGUCUCGUAUAGAUCAGGGCAUUCCUCCACCAGUCGGAUAUCCAGCACCAGCAUAUGGGCAGCCCUAUGGCUACGCCCAAGGUUAUCCUCCAUCCGGUUAUCCUCCGUCUGGUUAUCCUCCAUCGGCUUACCCCCAGGCUGGUUAUCCCAGGUGAUCUUAUCAUGAUUAGUGUUCAAAUAACCCCUAUGAAUGGACACACUGGGCACAAAAUGUAUAUGCGAAAAGAAAAAAAAAAUAGAAGUGGGUUUGUUCUACAAAUCCUAUAAAAUUUUAUCCAUCUGUAUUAGUAGCGGCCCUGUUUAUAUUGAUGUGCAAAAAUAAAAAAAUAGGAAAAAAAACAUAACCAUAAUUGAAAAUCUCAUUUUUAAAGUGUAUUGUAAAUACUGAUCUGAUAGUACAGCAAGACUAAAACUAGAACUCUGCAAAUUAAAUGUGGAUUUUUUUUGUUAUAAUUGUAAAAAAAUAUAAAUACAAGUUGUGAUUAUUGAACCUAGAAGGCAUGGAUUUGUAGUA
Molecule: messenger RNA, 1247 nt
Organism: Camellia sinensis
Lineage: Eukaryota; Viridiplantae; Streptophyta; Magnoliopsida; Ericales; Theaceae
Source: RefSeq, a predicted model, not a curated record